CAAGAACAGCCAAUCAUCAGAAGGGAUUCUCUCAGUGAAAUGGAGUCGCUUUGACCUCAACCCCAACACUGUCCAUCAACGGCGAGAAGGAGACGACCUACAAGCUCAAAAUGGACUCUUCAGUGGACGAACAUCAAUGAGGUCUGAUGCUGUAGAUGUUGGUGAUUUCAGCCUCACUCUGAGAGAACCUCAACUUCUAGACAGCGGUGUCUACAUCUGCAGCAUUCGUCAGGAGACAGGAGAGAAAAUACUGACGGGCAUUCAGCUGAAUGUCAAAGAGAUUUUUCCAACUUGGGCCAGAAUUUUCCUGGUUCUGCUGAUUCUACUUCCUGUUUCUGGAGGCCUUUUAUUUCAUUUCCGACAUUAUUUCAUGUCAGUCUACAGGGUGGAGGUGGAUUCAGGAGAGGAGUCUGUUCUGCUGCCAUUUAAAACUGCAGCCUGUCUGCCUGGAGAAGUCAGAGUGAGGUGGAAACACAACAAUAGCAGGAUGGCCUACAUUAAUGACAGGAACUUAGAUUGUUAUCAACACUGGCUUUAUAAAGGCAGGACGGAGAUUAAAGAGAAAUCAAAAUUUGGAGACUUCAGUUUGAUCCUGAAGAAACCAACAUACAAAGACACAGGAACCUACAGCUGCUACAUCUACAAAGGCCAAUCAGAUGAAAUCCUGACCAUGAAGCAGGUGCUGCUGAAGGUCAAAGCUGGAUCCGACUCUCUCAUCAUAUCCAUAGACUUUGGUUUAGGAUUCAGUGGCUACAGCUUCAAUGUUAAACCCAGACAGGAAGGAGGUGAGACCCACAUAAAGAGAUGGAGUAAUGGACUUGGACUAGACACCCCAAAGACUCCAACCUGCAUCCUGUUUGAUGAACAUAAAGAAUUUAUGAAGUUUGGUUAUGAAGCUAAAACAGCAUUUAAUAAUAUGAGAGGAGGAGAAGCUAAGAAACAUUAUUUCUUUGAAGACUUCAAGUGGGAUGUCCUUCUCAUAGACGGCUGGUCAGAGGGAAUCUACACAGACAACGRGAAGWGGAUGUUGAUCCUGAWGGUUUUUACUGAAGUUCUGAGAUUCCUGAAGGWCGAUGCUCUGAAAACCAUCAGGUCUCAUCCAGAAGGUGGAGAGUUCACAGCUGAUGACUUCACCUGGGUGCUGACUGUUCCUGAAACCUUGRAGGAUUUUCGUAAACAGUUCAUGACUGAAGCUGCAGUUCAGGCUGGUCUUGUAACAGACGCCACUAAAGACAAACUGAUGUUUGUUCUGSAGUCAGAAGCAGCUUUGACCUGGUGUUUGAAGCUWMAACCUGRUGGUUYCAUCACACAGAACCACAGCAGAGACUCACAGGAUCAACCUGCAGGAGCAGCAGAACCUGAUACCAGCUGUAACGAUCYAGCAGGARGUCAGGAGGYCGUUCAGUUCACUGUGGAACCAGAAGAAACCAAAGUCCUGCUGGAGACCCAAAGAGACGGGAAACGGUACCUUGUUGUCGACUGUGGAGAUUACAGUCGCUUCACUGUUCAUGAAGUCCUGAAAGGAGGAGACAUGAAGCUGCAUAAGACCUUUGGGCUAUAUAGGGGAGGAAAAUAUGUGGACGGAAAAUUCAAACAGUUCCUGAGAAAAAUCUUCUCUGAUGAAGUCUGGAAUAACUAUGAACAAAACUUCCCCAAUGAGGUUCAGAAGAUGAUGUAUGAUUUCACUCGUCUCAAACAUUUGGAUGAAGAUGUUCAGAUCAGUUGCCCGGGUAACCUGAGAGACAAGGCUCAGAAAAAGAAAGAGAUUGAAAAGUUAUUUGAUUCAGUAAAAGGAGCUUCCUGGGAUGAUGGAUCCAUCAGAAUCUCCAGAGAGAAACUGAGAUCUUUCUAUGAUGAGAGUCUUCAGAUAAUCACAUGGAAACUCAGAGAAAUAUUAAACAAAAAUCUCAACAUUGGGUUUAUUGUGUUAGUGGGAGGAUUGGCUGAGAGCCAGAUUCUAUGUCAGCACAUCACUGAUCAGUUUGAACCUCAGUAUAAAGUCCUGGUUCCUCUUAGACCCCAGGAAGUGAUUCUGAAAGGAGCCGUAGAGCUGGGGAGAAACCCAAAGAUGGUGGAGCCUCAGAGGAAACGUCCAGCUUGGCUCAGAUGUUGUUCAUGAGAUUUAAUUUCUUUUUUGUUCUGAAUAAUUGAGGAAAUAUGCAUGGUUUCUUGUGUUUUUUGUUUGUUUAUGAUUGAAUAACUUUUUCAUGGUCCAUUUUUUGCUCUU
This is a messenger RNA of Poecilia reticulata (guppy), 2227 nucleotides long. Lineage: Eukaryota; Metazoa; Chordata; Actinopteri; Cyprinodontiformes; Poeciliidae. The record is from RefSeq and is a predicted model, not a curated record.